CCCACGAAGGCAACGUGCCCUUUUGGCUUCAGCGCCCACCUCCCCGCCGGCGGACCUCCUUCCUUCUCCUCGUCCUCCUCGUCCUCCUCCUCCUCGUCGUCGUCGUCGUCCUCCUUCAGACUUCUGAGAACAAAGGACAAUAUAUUUUCCUUGUGGUUUCAAGAGAUUUGACGAACUUGAUGUCUUUUCAGUACUGCAUAUUUCAGCUGUGGUAGAAGCUGCUACAUUAAAAUAAAGUGUCACACAUCCAAGAAGCUUGGAGCAUGGCUAUGAGCAAUGGGAACAAUGACUUUGUGCUUCUGAGCAAUGGCAGCAUCCCACCCAGUGCUAACAGCCCCAGUCACCUUACAGCCUGUGAUGGAGACACUGCAGUCCAACAGCUCCCAGCCAAGGAAGCGCCAAGAACGAAAGUGAGUCUAAAUGGAUGCCUCCAAGUUAAUGGUACAAUAAAGCCAUCCUUUCUGCCUUUAGACAACCAAAGAACUCCCCAGAUGGUAUCCCCAUGCUGCCAUCCUUGCCCAUACCAUCACCCUUUCAGUGGCCACAGCAGCCACCAAGAGUGUCAUUCCCGGGCUGGCAGCACUGCUCCAUCACCUUUGACUUCGUGUUGCAUGCAGUCACACACAGAGUAUUCCACAUCCAUCUGUCAAAAUCAUUCAGCCAUGUACCAGACUACCUGCUGUCUUCAACCCUCCCCAUCGUUCUGCCUUCAUCAUCAAUGGCCUGACCAUUUGCAGCAUCAAUCAGUGCAGCAGCAUAUAUCCAAUAUCAGGCCAGCCAGACCUUUCAAGUUACCAAAAAGUUAUGCAGCCUUGAUAGCUGACUGGCCUGUGGUCGUACUGGGAAUGUGCACUGUACUAAUCGUGGUUUGUGCCCUGGUUGGAUUAUUAGUGCCAGAUCUUCCUGAUUUCUCUGAUCCAUUGCUGGGUUUUGAACCAAGAGGGACAGCAAUAGGUCAGAGGCUGGUCACAUGGAAUAACAUGGUGAAAAAUACCGGGUACAAAGCAACCUUAGCAAAUUAUCCUUUUAAAUAUGCAGAUGAACAAGCCAAAAGCCAUCGGGAUGACAGAUGGUCAGAUGAUCACUAUGAGAGGGAGAAAAGGCAAGCCGAUUGGAACUUCCACAAAGACAGCUUUUUCUGUGACAUUCCAAGUAACCGCUACUCAAGAGUGGUGUUUACUUCAGUGGGAGGAGAAGGCCUAUGGAACUUGCAUGCAAUUAAAUCAAUGUGCAAUGUAGAUAAUAUGAAGAUCAGAUCCCAUGCCCAAUUUGGCGAUCUCUGCCAGAGGACCACUGCUGCUUCGUGUUGUCCCAGCUGGACCCUGGGCAACUACAUUGCCAUUCUAAACAAUAGAUCAUCCUGUCAAAAAAUAGUAGAACGAGAUGUUUCCCAUACCCUGAAGCUGCUUCGUACGUGUGCCAAAUACUACUACAAUGGAACCCUGGGACCAGACUGUUGGGAUAUGGUAGCCAGAAGGAAGGACCAGCUUAAGUGUACAAACGUGCCUCGUAAAUGUACAAAAUACAAUGCGGUUUACCAGAUCCUCCACUACCUAGUAGACAAAGACUUUCUGAGCCCAAAGACAACCGACUUGGCUGUGCCAGCUUUAAAAUACAGCAUGCUCUUUUCUCCUACAGAAAAAGGCGAGAGCAUGAUGAGCAUUUAUUUGGACAAUUUUGAGAACUGGAACUCGUCCGAUGGUAUAACCACCAUAACAGGAAUUGAGUUUGGAAUCAAGCACAGUUUGUUUCAAGAUUACCUUUUAAUGGAUACUGUGUAUCCUGCCAUAGCUAUUGUGAUUGUCCUCUUAGUCAUGUGUGUCUACACCAGGUCCAUGUUUAUCACCCUGAUGACCAUGUUUGCAAUAAUUAGUUCAUUGAUUGUUUCGUAUUUUCUCUAUCGGGUCGUAUUUAACUUUGAAUUUUUUCCUUUUAUGAACCUGACUGCACUAAUCAUUUUGGUUGGGAUUGGAGCAGAUGAUGCUUUUGUCUUGUGCGAUGUUUGGAAUUACACAAAGUUUGAUAAGCCUCAUGCUGAAACAUCUGAAACAGUGAGCAUCACCUUGCAACAUGCUGCUCUCUCCAUGUUUGUCACCAGUUUUACCACUGCAGCUGCCUUUUAUGCCAAUUACGUUAGCAAUAUCACAGCAAUCAGGUGCUUUGGCGUUUAUGCUGGAACCGCCAUAUUGGUGAAUUAUGUGCUAAUGGUAACCUGGCUCCCCGCAGUAGUUGUACUUCACGAGCGGUAUCUCCUCAAUAUAUUCAGUUGCUUCAGAAAGCCUCAGCAGCGACUUUAUAGCCACAAAAGUUGCUGGACAGCGCUGUGCCAAAAGUGCCACAAAGUUCUUUUCACCAUUUCCGAGGCAUCUCGAAUUUUUUUUGAGAAAGUGUUGCCGUGUAUCAUCAUUAAGUUCCGCUACGUUUGGCUGUUCUGGUUCUUUGCCUUAACCAUAGGUGGGGCGUACAUUGUGUGUAUUAAUCCAAAGAUGAAACUCCCAUCAUUAGAACUCUCCGAGUUCCAGGUGUUCAGGUCUUCUCACCCCUUUGAACGUUACGAUGCAGAGUACAAAAAGCUUUUCAUGUUUGAACGCGUCCACCACGGUGAGGAACUCCAUAUGCCCAUCACGAUAAUCUGGGGCGUAUCCCCUGAAGACAAUGGGAAUCCGCUAAACCCUAAGAGCAAAGGGAAGCUGAGGCUAGAUAGCAGUUUCAACAUUGCCAGCCCCGCUUCCCAAGUCUGGAUCUUACGCUUUUGCCAGAAGUUAAGAAAUCAGACUUUCUUUCACCAAACAGAUGAACAAGACUUUACAAGUUGCUUCAUUGAGACCUUCAAGCAGUGGAUGGAAAACCAGGACUGUGAUGAGCCAGCUCUUUACCCGUGCUGCAGCCACUGGAGCUUUCCCUAUAAGCAGGACAUUUUUGAGCUGUGCAUCAAGAGGGCAAUCAUGGAGCUUGAGAGGAGCACUGGGUACCAUUUGGACAGCAAAACCCCAGGCCCGAGGUUUGACAUUAAUGACACCAUCAGGGCUGUAGUGUUGGAGUUCCAGAGCACCUACCUCUUCACCUUGGCGUACGAAAAAAUGCAUCAGUUCUACAAAGAGGUGGACUCGUGGAUUUCAGACGAGCUCAGCUCAGCACCAGAAGGCCUUGGGAAUGGCUGGUUUGUCAGCAACUUGGAGUUCUACGACCUUCAGGAUAGUCUGUCAGAUGGCACCCUCAUCGCCAUGGGCCUCUCCGUGGCGGUCGCAUUCAGCGUCAUGCUCCUUACAACUUGGAACGUAAUAAUCAGCCUUUAUGCAAUCGUUUCAAUAGCCGGAACUAUCUUUGUUACGGUCGGUUCCCUGGUGCUCCUCGGGUGGGAGCUGAAUGUGUUAGAGUCUGUCACAAUUUCAGUAGCCGUGGGCUUGUCUGUGGACUUUGCGGUCCAUUACGGGGUUGCCUACCGGUUGGCUCCUGACCCUGAUCGAGAAGGAAAGGUGAUCUUCUCUCUAAGCCGCAUGGGCUCUGCGAUUGCCAUGGCUGCCCUGACCACUUUCGUGGCUGGUGCAAUGAUGAUGCCCUCCACGAUUUUAGCUUACACCCAGCUCGGCACUUUUAUGAUGCUAAUCAUGGGCAUCAGUUGGGCUUUCGCCACCUUCUUUUUCCAGUGCAUGUGCCGGUGCCUCGGGCCCCACGGUACCUGCGGCCAGAUUCCGUGGCCCAAAAAGCUGCAGUGUAACACCUUCUCCCACGCUCUGUCUACAAGCCAAGAGGACAAGGGCCAGAGCAAAGCACGCGCUCUGAACAAAUAUCAGUUAGACUCUAGAGGUCAGAAGCCUGACCUGGAGCAUGAGUUUUAUGAGCUGGAGCCUCUGGCAUCACAUAACUGUAGUACUUCAGAGAAGGCAGCAUAUGAAGAAACCCACAUCUGCUCUGAAUUUUUCAGUGGCCGGCUGAAGAACAUGGGAACCCCAGCACUUGCCACCUACAACAGUGAGCUCAACGAAAGCAUCGGAAGUGAAACUGGCUCUGCCUUGGGGCAGCCCUCUACUGAACAGCACUCUGUGUGCCAGCUCUUCCCCGUGAACAGGAGAAGUAGCUGCCCGAAUGCCUACAAGCAGUUGGGUGUGAGGUGCACUCCUCACUCAUGCCAACAGUCAGCCAACUGUCUGUGCUACCAGUGCGUUCCUGGAGCUGGAAACUUCAUGCAAAUCCAAAAUAACGCGGCCCCCCCAAGUGCUGCGCCUCAGGCCACUGGAGGAUUCGUGCAACCCAUUCAGCACAUCUGUCACUGCCACUGUCUUCAAGGUAGAAUAAAAAGACCAGUAAUGCAGAGCUCUCUGCCUAGAAAUUUUUUUCUUCACUCAAUCCAACACACCCCCUCGCAUGAAAGAAUGAACAAGACGAAUGCACAUAGCAUCCGGAGCCCAGAGGAGACCUCGAAGAUUCCUCCAAAGACGACAGACUCCCAGCCGGUUAUCUGCAGAAGCACUGGGUCUUUAAUAAAACCGUGCUGUGAUCCUCAGAGUAGUACGUUACCAAACCAAAGGGACCUCCUGUGUAAAAAUGGAGACGCUUGUGAUUUUGGAAGUACAGAAGUAAAUGGGAAUGAAAACAUGGGCACUUACUUAGUGAAACAGAUGGACAAGCCUGAAAGCAUGGCAGAUCAGAGUCUGCCACAGACUGAUGCUAUGGUAAAUUCAGAGCAAGGAAACCAAAAUGACCAAAAGCUCAUAUUGAACAGUUCUGUGACAGCGAUUGGUUACGUGUCUUGCCCUAAGAAUUCACUGUGUUGUAACAGAAUUGUAAAAAUAAAGUGCAGUUCUGUUGACUGUCAAAUGCCAAACAUUGAAGCCAAUGUGCCUGCUGUAUUAACCCAUUCAGAACUUUCCAAUGAAAGUUUGUUAAUAAAAACGCUAUAA
Molecule: messenger RNA, 4901 nt
Organism: Tachyglossus aculeatus (Australian echidna)
Lineage: Eukaryota; Metazoa; Chordata; Mammalia; Monotremata; Tachyglossidae
Gene: DISP1
Product: dispatched RND transporter family member 1
Exons: 9
Coding region: 264-4901 (1545 amino acids)
Cellular component (GO): membrane
Source: RefSeq, a predicted model, not a curated record